Molecule: messenger RNA, 1026 nt
Organism: Coprinopsis cinerea okayama7#130
Lineage: Eukaryota; Fungi; Basidiomycota; Agaricomycetes; Agaricales; Psathyrellaceae
Product: 2OG-Fe(II) oxygenase
Exons: 10
Coding region: 1-1026 (341 amino acids)
Molecular function (GO): dioxygenase activity
Source: RefSeq, a predicted model, not a curated record
AUGUCCCUCAUUGCUGAUGCCCAAUCCGCCGAUACUCAGUUUCAUGAAGUCCCUAUUAUCGAUCUCUCUCAAUUGUCCAGCAAGGAUCCGGAUGCUCGUCAAGCUUUAGUGGCAGCCAUUCGCGAGGCUUGUAUUCGUGUUGGAUUCUUCUAUGGUGCUUUCCUAGUCUCCAAUCAUGGAAUCCCAGAGGAAACUAUCGAAGGGGCGAAGGAGGCAGCAAAGAGAUUCUUUAGCCUCCCCCUGGAGAAGAAGAUGGAGAUUGAGAACAAAAAACAACCCAACUUCAAAGGCUACUCGCCCUUGUUCAGCGGCAAGAAUGAUCCCUAUGGUGCAGCAGACCUACAGGAAGGCUUCGAAUUCGGCUGGGAGCCACUCGAAGGGACCACGGACGAGGGUAACAAAGAGUACGACAAUGUUAGUGGUGCGAUGGCUGGAGGAAACGUGUGGCCAUCUCCCAACGAUGCUGCCGGUUUCCGAGAGGCAGCUCUGAAAUAUUACUAUGCGGCUACGGCACUUGGGAAAACCAUGUUCCCCUUAUUUGCACAGGCGGUCGAUGCACCUGCAGACUUCUUCGACGACAAGACGAAGCACUCGGCUGCCUUGAUGAGAUUGAUACAUUAUCCACCCCAGACUGGCGACGUGGAUGACAGGACUAUGGGCAUUGGAGCGCAUACUGAUUGGGAGAUCUUCACGAUUCUCUGGCAACAACCUGGCAUCCAGGCCUUGCAGGUCCUCAAUUCUUCCAACGAAUGGGUGAAUGCACCCCCGAUUCCAGGUACUUUAGUCAUCAACAUUGGAGACGAAUUGGCUCGUAUGACAAAUGGUAUCUUCAAGUCCACGGUUCAUAGAGCUGUCAAUCGGAGUGGGGUCGAGAGGUAUUCGAUCCCCUUGUUCUUUGGCAUUGAUUUCAAUACGCCCUUGGAGCCCAUCCCUACCUGCGUGUCCGCUGAACGCCCUUUCAAGUACGAGAUCAUUACCGCGGGGGAGUACAUCAAAUCGAGGCUUCAGGCCACCUAUAAUCAUUGA